Molecule: messenger RNA, 579 nt
Organism: Cooperia oncophora
Lineage: Eukaryota; Metazoa; Nematoda; Chromadorea; Rhabditida; Trichostrongylidae
Source: the annotation of a GenBank genome assembly
AUGCAGGAUGCACAUUUGCUAAUGGAAGAUUUACCGCUCAACUUGCCGUUUGUGAAGCGAUGUGCUCUUUUUGCUAUAUUCGAUGGUCAUGCGGGGAUUCGUGCUGCGAAGUACUGCGAGGAUACAGUUCCUGCAAUUCUGAAGAAAAAGUUGAGUUCGUAUAGCGAUCUAAGCACACUGGAGAAGCAGCUGAAGCGUGUUUUUGCGGAGACUUUCAAAUCAGUUGAUGAAGGAUUCUUGGCAGAAGCUAGGAAAUCGAAACCGGUUUGGAAAGACGGUACAACAGUCACAUGUGUUCUUUUAUUGAACGAUGCCUUGUAUGUUGCAAAUCUUGGAGACAGCAAGGCGAUUGUAUGCCGGGCUAAGGAUGGCGGGUUCUCUAACAUAGAGCUCACGGUGAACCAUAAUCCCACCAUGUAUGAAGAGAGAAUGCGCAUACAAAAGGCUGGAGGUAUAGUGAGAGAUGGACGUGUGGAUGGAAUAAUUGAGGUGUCACGAUCAAUUGGUGAUGGGCAGUUCAAAACUCACGGAAUAACCUGUAUACCAGACAUGAAAAAACUCACAAUCACUGAGAGGGAU